CACACGCAUCACGUGCCUGGCUGUCUAUCUGUCUGUUUGUAAAGGCGAGGAGAGGAUCCAGCAACCAAACACACCGGCUGAAGCUCUCACCUGGAAAUUGUUACCAAUGGAUGCAGCAGAGUUCCGGCGCAGAGGGCGGGAGAUGGUGGAUUAUGUGGCUGACUACCUGGAGAACCUGGAACAGCGACCCGUUUACCCAGAUGUAGAACCAGGGUAUCUCCGAUCCUUGAUCCCUACCGAGGCUCCAGUAGAUCCAGAGACAUAUGAGGAUAUUAUGAAAGAUGUGGAGAGGGUCAUAAUGCCGGGCGUCACCCAUUGGCACAGCCCAUACUUCUAUGCCUAUUUCCCAGCAGCUUCCUCUUACCCUGCCAUGUUGGCUGACAUGCUGUGUGGAGCUAUUGGCUGUAUUGGAUUCUCCUGGGCUGCCAGCCCAGCCUGUACAGAGUUGGAGACAGUGAUGUUAGAUUGGCUGGGGAAGAUGCUCCAACUGCCUGAGUGCUUUAUAGCAGGGACUCAAGGCCAUGGAGGAGGUGUCAUCCAGAGUACAGCAAGUGAGGCAACCCUCAUGUCUUUGCUUGCUGCCCGCUGUAAAGCAGUCCGACAGGUCCAGGCCUCUAAUCCAACAAAGUUAGAGGCCGAAAUCCUCUCCAAACUGGUGGCAUACACAUCUGAGCAAGCUCAUUCCUCAGUGGAGCGUGCAGGUCUAAUCGGAGGAGUAACGAUGAGGAAAAUUCCCACAGAUGACAGUUACGCUGUCACUGGGGACACCUUUAAGAAGAUGGUGGAGAAGGACAAAGCAGCUGGACUCAUCCCUUUCUAUUUAUGUGCAACUCUCGGCACCACUCCAUCAUGUGCUUUUGAUCACAUCACCGAGCUGGGGCCUAUAUGUAAAGACGAACAUAUGUGGAUGCACAUUGAUGCAGCAUAUGCCGGGAGUGCAUUUAUCUGUCCUGAAUUUAGGCCUUUGUUGAACGGUGUUGAGUUUGCAGACUCUUUCAACUUCAACCCACACAAAUGGCUUUUAGUCAACUUUGACUGCUCUGCUUUGUGGGUAAAGAAGAGAUCAGACAUCAUAGGAGCCUUUAAGAUGGAACCACUAUACCUGAAACAUGAAAACCAGGAGUCAGGACUGGUCACAGAUUACAGGCAUUGGCAGAUACCACUGGGAAGAAGAUUUCGCUCACUAAAGAUGUGGUUUGUCUUCCGUAUGUAUGGGCUCAAUGGACUGCAGGCUCAUAUACGCAAGCAAGUGAGCCUGGCCAAAGAGUUUGAGAGUCUAGUACGAGCUGACAAGAGGUUUGAGAUCUGUGCUGAGGUCAUCAUGGGACUGGUCUGCUUCAGGCUCAAGGGCUCCAAUGAGCUGAAUCAGACCUUGCUGAAAAGGAUCAGCAAGAGCAGAGAGAUCCACCUGGUGCCAUGUCAGCUCUCAGACCGCUUUGUCCUGCGCUUCGCCAUCUGCUCACGCACCACUGAGUCACAUCACAUCCAGCAAGCAUGGCGGCACAUCACACAGCUGACGUUUGAGCUUCUGCAGGAGCCUGCUCAUUGACUAAUAGGCAGGGAAGGGCCGUCCACUCUGAUGCUUAAAUAAGGACCAAAGUUAAGAGAGUUAAGAGUUUCAUGUUGCAGAUAUGAAAUGCCAUUAAAGGGAAUGAAAGGGGAUUUCACAGCUCACUUUCAAGUCAGGUAUGUUUCUUUUUGCAGUCAGUUUAUCCAGUCCAGUAGGUAGUAGGCUGAUGACACAUAUAUGUGACAACAAAAAUUAAUUACGCAUCCACAGAAACCCAAAUGUCACAUUUUUUAUCUGCAACUGAACUUCAUUAUCCCUCCUCUGACAUAGCUUUUAUCUCAUACUGCUUAAUUAACUUUACUCUCUUUACUGUCUAUGCGGCUUCUGUGGCAUUGGUGUUAAAUUUGCUUUGGGGUAAUUCAAACUGAAUUCUGCAAUGAAUGUAUUGCACAUUGUGUGUGUAAAUGAUUUUAUGUGUUUUAAUGUGUCUGCAACUUUAUGUGGGUAAGCAUAAAAAAAAGCUUUUGUAAAAAUAUAUACAUGUUUGGUGAUACAUAUUUAAAUGAAAGAGUAGAAUGAGUUGGAAAAGUAUACAAAAAAGAUCACAUUCACAUCACUGGUUGGUUAUACUCUAUAUUGUAUGGAAGGCAUCAAAGAUCAUGUGAAGUUUAAAAAGAAAUUCUACUAUUGCUGUUGAGACUUGAAACCUUUUUAUAAUUGCAUUCAUUUAUUUAUGACACUAUUAGCAAAAGUAGCUUUGUUUAAUAUAUAGUUGCGAUUAAGACAGGCAAGGACCAAUCUUUAUUAUUAAUUUUAUUUUGCAGAAUUUAUAUUAAUUCAUAGAGUCUUUGACUGUAAGCCUGAAAUGAGAAUGAAAUUAUGCCUUUGAUUUCUUCUCUUAUGGAGAAUACUCACAGUCAUUAGAUUUACACAGGGAAUUUAUUAGUGACACAGACUUAACAUUAUCACUUGAUCCCUGAUUUAGCCCUUUGUGUCUUACUGCACUUACGAGGAAUCUAGGCUCCUCCACAUCCCACACAUUAGUCUCACAUCAUAUACAGUAUGUUCAACUUAAAGCUUUAAAUCAAGAACAAUAACCCUGCCGGCUGUCAUUAUAUUUUUGUCAUCAUGGUUAGUGGGUUGCUGAUUGCCCUCACAUCUCUUUUCCAGGAGACGUGUAACUCAGUGAUGUAAUGUUGUCAGUUCUAUGAUUGUUUUGAAGUACGCUGCUUUUAAUGAUCAAGGUGGGGUUUUUUUUAUUUUGGGCUUGGCUGUGUUCUGCAUGAAAUUACAUGGGUUCAUUCAAUAAAGUCGAUUGUAGUCUGCACAGGGUUUGAAUUCUAUGCACUGUACUAAUUAAAUACCAGAGGGAUGAAACUCGGAACUGUGACUGUAGUGUGGCUCUAAAAUAGCAACCCAGUCACAGAGAACACAACAUGUUAGACACAGCACAAAUAGCCUUGUGAAACCACUGGAUCUGAUCGGAGGUUGUGUGAGUGUAAUGCACCUCCGCUGUCCCUCUACUGCAGUGUAAUCAAUUAAAUGUGACAGGCAUAGAAACACACACACACGACGAACAUGAACCAUCACGUUGGGCCUCUCAGCCUCCUCUGAGCAUCUUAAUCCCUGAGGACAAAGGCCAGCGUUCUAUAAAUACAGAUGAGGAUUCGGUAUUAGAGGUUAAUUCUAGCCCCGAUUAUGGACCUGCUCAUUCACUUUCUUCAAAUGCUAGAUUUAGUUCAUUCUGCUUGUAACUUUAUGAUACAAGACUAGCUGUAUACAAGAAGAAUUGGUCUCUAGUAAUGUGUGUGAUCUGCAGAACAACUAUCACAUUACAGCUGGUUGAGAAAAUGGCAAAGAGAAAGGACUGUCCUGACUAGACUGUAAAAUUGAAUGAUGGGACACAUGGGACAUAACAACGCUAUUACAAAGAUCCUUGUACCAAACAUAGUGCACUUGACCUGCACAACCUGUAUGAAUAAAACAUGUGCU
This is a messenger RNA of Scomber scombrus (Atlantic mackerel), 3502 nucleotides long. It is a transcript of the gene ddc, whose product is annotated as dopa decarboxylase. Gene Ontology annotation, biological process: catecholamine metabolic process; amino acid metabolic process; serotonin biosynthetic process. Lineage: Eukaryota; Metazoa; Chordata; Actinopteri; Scombriformes; Scombridae. Gene Ontology annotation, molecular function: aromatic-L-amino-acid decarboxylase activity; pyridoxal phosphate binding. The record is from RefSeq and is a predicted model, not a curated record. The coding region runs from base 107 to 1549 and encodes 480 amino acids. The transcript is spliced from 14 exons.